AUGGAUUUACAAUAAGAAAAAUUAAAAUUAUAAUUAGAGCAAUUUCAUAAUUUAGUAGAAUAAGAAAUAACUUAAAUACAAAAUGGUGAAAAAGUAACAAAUCAUACGCCUUAAACACCCGAAUAUUAAAAACUUAGAAAUGAAUUAGAAAAGGUAUUAAUAGAAAUUUCAAAAACAGGUGAAUAUUAACCUUUUAACUGGAAACAUUUAAGAAGUCAUAUAAUAAUUGUUGCAAGAGAUGUUUUAGCUUAAAUGAAUUAACAAUUUCCUGAUAUGAAAUAAAAUUUAGGUGAAUCAUUUGAAGAUGAAUUAGAAGUGAUUUUAUAAUUUAUUUCUGGAUUUGAUAGCAAACCUCCAUUUACACUUUAAAGGAUAUGCGAACUUCUUUUAAAUCCUAAAUAAUAGUAUAAAAGUUCUAAAAAAAUAUUAUUUGCAUUAGAAAAAUUAGUUAAUGUGACUCCUGAAGAGGCUCUUUUGGAGAUUGCUAUAUAGCAUAAAAUUUAAUUACCAAUACUCAAGUGGCUCUUAAAAUAGAUUUAUAUUAUACUCAUAAUUCCUAAAUUCCUCAUGAAGCGAAAUUAUUAAAAAUAUUAUAAGGAUAAGAAGGGUUUGCAAUAUUACAUUGGAAUGGAACUGAUGAUUCUGGAAAAAACAUAAUUGCAAUGGAUCUCUAAGGAGCUAAUUUAGAAACUUUAUUUUAAAAAUGUUAAAGAAAAUUUACUUUGA
This is a messenger RNA of Ichthyophthirius multifiliis, 726 nucleotides long. RefSeq names its product serine threonine-protein phosphatase 4 regulatory subunit 2, putative. Lineage: Eukaryota; Ciliophora; Oligohymenophorea; Hymenostomatida. The record is from RefSeq and is a predicted model, not a curated record. The transcript is spliced from 7 exons. Gene Ontology annotation, biological process: protein dephosphorylation. Gene Ontology annotation, molecular function: protein phosphatase regulator activity. Gene Ontology annotation, cellular component: protein phosphatase 4 complex; nucleus; cytoplasm.